AGCUUUGUUGGCCCUUUUCGUAGAAAAACAAAACGUUCCACGUAACGGAUCACGUGCGAAUGAUUUAGCCGUUAAGCCUUUCUCAGUUCUCAGCCUCCCUCCGAUGGAUCCACUUUAAAACUCUGUUAAACCCAGAAAUCAUUCACUCACUUGUACUUUCCACCUCCACUUCAGAUCAAGAAAGAGAGGCAUUUAUAUAUAUUGCUGAAUCGAUCAGUUAAUUGUACACAUUUGAUCUCCCUGGCCUGCACUCUCAUCAUUAAUCAAUCAAUGGCUAAAACUGCCGCAGCUUUCUCCCUUCUCCUCUUGCUUCUGUCCUUCCUCUCAGGUGGGACCUUCGCACUAAAGAAUCAACAGAAAACAUGGUGUGUGGCUAAGCCUUCAUCAGAUGAGACAACCUUAAAGAACAACAUAAACUAUGCUUGCUCCAAUGUGGAUUGUAAGAUAUUGCAAAAGGGAUGCUCUUGCUUCUACCCUGACAACUUCAUCAACCAUGCUUCCAUAGCAAUGAACCUUUACUAUCAAGCCAAUGGAAGGAACUACUGGAAUUGCCACUUUGGUGGUUCUGGUCUUAUUGUCUUGACUGAUCCUAGUAAGUCAAUUCAACUUCUUUCAAUUUAAAUACAAUUUUCA
Molecule: messenger RNA, 633 nt
Organism: Ipomoea triloba (trilobed morning glory)
Lineage: Eukaryota; Viridiplantae; Streptophyta; Magnoliopsida; Solanales; Convolvulaceae
Product: glucan endo-1,3-beta-glucosidase-like
Exons: 3
Coding region: 271-621 (116 amino acids)
Source: RefSeq, a predicted model, not a curated record